AUGGCGUUCGAUCGCUUGGGUCCGGGUCCAGACGGGAAAUGGAUCUACUACAACGGAUCAAGCGCAGACAAGUACACGGUCGAGAUCAGUUUGCAAGAAAUCGAGCUGAGAAGCGAGGAUCCAGAAGCAACGUUCUACGUGAGUUGGGACUGGCAUGUGCUGCACUGCAUGUUUUAUUGGAAGAAGAUGUGGAGAGCCGAUUUGACAGGCACGACCUUGGAAGGAAGGUACGAUAACGAGGGUCAUAUCAACCACUGUGCGCAAGCUCUACUGAAAAAGGGGGGCCGGGAGACAGAGUUUGGUAUCCCGUUCAAUACCUGA
Messenger RNA from Fonsecaea multimorphosa CBS 102226, 321 nucleotides. RefSeq lists its product as uncharacterized. The transcript has a single exon. NCBI's taxonomy places the organism in Eukaryota, Fungi, Ascomycota, Eurotiomycetes, Chaetothyriales, Herpotrichiellaceae. The record is from RefSeq and is a predicted model, not a curated record. The coding region runs from base 1 to 321 and encodes 106 amino acids.